Manihot esculenta (cassava) is the source of this 1464-nucleotide messenger RNA. Its product is annotated as lanC-like protein GCR2. NCBI's taxonomy places the organism in Eukaryota, Viridiplantae, Streptophyta, Magnoliopsida, Malpighiales, Euphorbiaceae. Gene Ontology annotation, cellular component: plasma membrane. Bases 14 to 1351 code for a protein of 445 amino acids. The record is from RefSeq and is a predicted model, not a curated record. Gene Ontology annotation, biological process: peptide modification; carbohydrate metabolic process. The transcript is spliced from 6 exons.
CAAUGUUGUCAAGAUGAAAAAGUCUCUAGAGAUCAAAAGAUCGAAGGAUCUCUCCUCGUACUGUAAACGCAACUUAACGAACAGAGAUAUGGCGGAACGUCACUUCCCUAACGAUAUGCCGAACUAUCUACCGGAAAUUACAACAGCUGUGGACGAAGCUGCCACCGAAAGAAGCAAAGACUCUCUCGCAAACCUCCUCUCUCUUCCUUACAAUAGGCUUUCUGAAAGACUCAAAACAUCAGCUUUGGAACUCAAACACAGGGUAGUGUUUGUACUUUUGCUUCAGGUGGUGACGGAGACAUGGGAAUUGAGUGGGAAACGCGUGCAUGAUUAUACUGUUUACACUGGUGCACUAGGGACUGCAUACUUGCUCUUUAAAGCUUACCAAGCUACCAACAAUGAAAAUGAUCUUAAAUUGUGCUCUGACAUUGUCAGGGCAUGUGAUUCUGCUUCUAGGGAUUCUGGGCGCGUGACGUUUAUAUGUGGGCGUGCUGGUGUUUGUGCUCUUGGUGCUGUUGUUGCAAAGCAUGCUGGUGAUGAAAGGCUACUAGAUAGCUACUUAACACAGUUUAAAGAGAAGAUCAAACUUCCAAGUGAUUUGCCAUACGAGUUGUUGUAUGGGAGAGCAGGGUUCUUGUGGGCCUGUUCAUUUCUCAAUAAACAUAUUGGUAAAGAAACCAUAUCUGCUGGCCGCAUGAGAGCUGUUGUGGAUGAAAUAAUCAAGGGUGGGAAAAGAUUGGCACACCGGGACAAAUGUUCAUUGAUGUAUGAAUGGCAUGGAAAGAAGUACUGGGGUGCUGCACAUGGAAUGGCUGGGAUCAUGCAUGUUUUGAUGGACAUGGAACUGAAACCGAAUGAAGUAGAGGAUGUCAAGGGCACACUACGCUACAUGAUUAAGAACCGCUUUCCAAGUGGUAAUUAUCCUUCAAGUGAAGGAAGUGAGUCAGAUCGUCUUGUGCAUUGGUGUCAUGGUGCUCCUGGGGUUGCUCUUACCCUUGUGAAAGCGGCUGAGGUUUUUGGAGACCAGGAGUUUUUGCAAGCUGCUAUGGAUGCAGCAGAGGUAGUAUGGAAUCGCGGCCUCCUCAAGCGAGUUGGCAUAUGUCAUGGCAUCAGUGGAAAUACCUAUGUUUUUCUGUCACUAUACCGUUUAACCGGUAAUGUGCAAUAUUUAUAUAGAGCUAAAGCAUUUGCAUGCUUUCUACAUGAAAAAGCACAGAAACUUAUAUCAGAGGGGAAGAUGCAUGGAGGUGAUCGCCCCUGUUCACUAUUUGAGGGUGUUGGAGGAAUGGCUUAUCUCUUUUUCGACAUGAUCGAUCCAUCUGAAGCCAGGUUUCCUGCUUACGAACUUUAAAACUGCAGCUUAGUAGUUAUGAGAAAGUAGAUGUGUAUAUAUCACUGUAGCUUGUGAAACUUGAUGCUGUUUGUAUAAAUUUUCCAAGAUGAGGCUUCUUGAAAGUUUUGCUC